UGAGCAAUAUAUGUCACUUUAAUCUUACAGACUAGACGUGCUCACCUCCACAGGAGACACUGAUUGUAAUAACGUCUGUCACAACCUCCAGAUCCACCAGAGGGCAGUGUCGCACAAACACUGACCAGCUUUACUUCCUGUUAGUAUUAAUACGGAACAGACGUUUAAGGCACAACACAGUGAACUUGCUGUGACUGCAGGGUCCAGUUUGUUGGUUUUCGAGCCCGACACUGGGUUUUUUCCCGCUUUUGUACUCGUUAUUAAACUGGUGAAGCUUUGACACAUCGCACAGAGACAGGCAAGUGUGUAUUUUCCCCGUGUAUAUCCGUCACUCUGGGGUUUGUUGAUAACGAAAGUUGACUGAAGAAGGCCCGUGAAGCCUCAGUAUGGAUGAAGAAAUGCCGGAGGAGCCUCUCCAGCAGGACCUGACCUGCUCCGUGUGUCAGGAGAUCUACCGGGACCCCGUGCUGCUGCCGUGUACGCACAGCUUCUGUCGGGAAUGUCUACAGAGAAGUUCACAGUUCAGCAAAAAGUGUCCCUUGUGCAGGAAGGAGUUUGAGGAAGGGCAGGACAUCGCCAACCGAGCGCUCAGCAGCGCCUGUGAGACCUUCCUCAAACAUGCAAACCCUUUGCCGCGCCAGAAACGUGCCAGCGAGGACACCUGUAACCUGCACCUGAAGCCGCUCGAGCUCUACUGCGAGAAGGACGAGGAGCCCGUGUGUGUGGACUGUGUCUCACUGCACAGCACACACAGGCUGUGGUCACUGAAGGAUGGAUUGUCAUUUUGCAAGAAGGAGCUCAGCUUCAAAGUUGGGAUUUUUGAAAAGAAAGUGGAGUCAUACAAGAAAACGACGCAUAAACUCAGCAACGCAGUGGAAUACAUCAAGUAUCAAGCUGGGCAGGCAGAGAAGCAGAUCAAGCUGGAGUUUGAGAGGCUCCACAAGGUGCUUGUCACAGAAGAAGCUCUGCGUCUAAAAGCCUUGGCCACUGAGGAGGAGGAGAAGAUUGCUGCCAUACAGGAGCUGAUGGAUAACACAAACAAGGACAUUAUCACUCUGAAGGAGCUCAUCGACUCCCUGAAGAAGGAGAUGGGCAAUGAGGAUCUACCCCUCCUGCGGAAUUUCCAGAGUUUAAAAAGAAAAACCCAGUGGAGUCGUGAAGAACCUCGCCUCUCUGACGACUCUCUUUUGGAUAUGGGAAAGCAUGUUGGUUCUUUGAGCUUCAAGAUCUGGAAGAACAUGCAGGCCCAUGUCAAAUAUAACCCUGUGGUGUUGAACCCGAACACAGCCUCUCCUUGGCUGUGCUUGAGUGCUGACCUGACCAGUGUCAAGGAAAGCUCAGAGCGAAUGACCACACCUGAUAACCCGGAACGCUUUGAUCCCUGCGUCUUCGUCCUGGGUGCUGAAGGUUACUCCUCUGGGAAGCACAGAUGGGACGUCAUUGUUGGUGACAACCCCAAGUGGAUUGUGGGAGUGUGCAAAGAGUCAGUGGUCCGUAAAAAGAAGUUCACAGUCUCUACGAACCGUGGCGUGUGGUGUAUAGGGUUGAGCAAAGGGGUGUACACCGCUUUAACAGCACCUGAGCGUACAGAGCUGCAGGUGCAGCAGCGUCCUGAAAGGAUCCGCAUCAAGCUAAAUAUAGAAAAGGGAGAGGUGUCAUUUUGGGAUGGGGGAACAGCAAAGCACUUGGUCACUUUAACACACAAGUUUGAUGAGAAGAUAUUUCCUAUUUUUGGCCCUGGGCUCCACACUACGGAAGUGAUUCUUGCUCCAGGAAAAAUAGCUGUGCACACCUCCUGAUGGGCCAGGAAAAAGUGCAGAGGGAUGGUUGUUUAUUGUAAAUAAGCACUAAAUUCUACACACUAGACCAUUAAAACAUGCAGGCAGUGAAGAAUGGCUUUGAUAGGUGUAACGCGGUCAUGGAGGUAAUCAAAAGCUUUGUUAAAAAUACAAAAACCCAGAGGGGAUUAGAAAAGUGUUUCAAAUGGUCAAAGGAUGAAAACUAACUUUUUUUUAAAAAAUGUGCCUUAGGUAAAGGAAACUGGAUCGACCAGUCUUCCGUGAGUCUACUGUGGACACACAGAUAAGAAUAUAAAAUAAUACCAAUAUAACUGGCUGUAUGGCCGAUGCUGGUGGCUAGUAUUGAUAAUGAUAAAGAGGUGAAUUAAAUAGUCUGUCUUGAUUUAUUCUUCUUGAAAGAAGAAAAACGUCAAAUGUCAAAAAACAAACAAAAAAAAAUCUUGAUUGUGAAUGUGAUUGAUAAUUAAAUGUGCUGCUUCACUAGCUUUUGGGCUUCUUAUGUUUGUAGGUAAAUUUUAUAUUUGAGGUAAUGUGCUUUAAUUGUGUGUUUCUACUUUACAUAAUCUUAGUGUUUACUGUUGCCAGCAUGUACUUUCAAGUAGGAUGAACUGCUACUGCUUUGAAUCUGUAAUCAUUUAAACGCAUGCUCAUUAAAAUGCGUUAAAAUAAAAAAA
Scatophagus argus is the source of this 2473-nucleotide messenger RNA. RefSeq names its product tripartite motif containing 35-28 (gene trim35-28). The coding region runs from base 387 to 1799 and encodes 470 amino acids. Gene Ontology annotation, molecular function: protein binding; zinc ion binding. NCBI's taxonomy places the organism in Eukaryota, Metazoa, Chordata, Actinopteri, Scatophagidae. The record is from RefSeq and is a predicted model, not a curated record. The transcript is spliced from 6 exons.